Messenger RNA from Carassius auratus (goldfish), 1889 nucleotides. It is a transcript of the gene parp12b, whose product is annotated as poly (ADP-ribose) polymerase family, member 12b. The transcript is spliced from 8 exons. Lineage: Eukaryota; Metazoa; Chordata; Actinopteri; Cypriniformes; Cyprinidae. Bases 99 to 1433 code for a protein of 444 amino acids. The record is from RefSeq and is a predicted model, not a curated record. Gene Ontology annotation, molecular function: NAD+ poly-ADP-ribosyltransferase activity; metal ion binding. Gene Ontology annotation, cellular component: nucleus.
ACAGUUUCCGCUUUCAUUUCUGAAGAAACGCAGAAUAGAAACUCGGCUAAUAACAGCGCUACACAACAGCCCAGCAGUGCUCUCAGAUCUGCGCAGACAUGUCGGGCUACUCCCGGAUCAUACAUUAUGCGACCAGCGUGUUAUGCGGCAAUAAAGGUUCAAUGGAAAUCUCUCAGCUGCAUCACAAGGUCCUCCAGCGCUUUGAUAUCUCCGAGGAUGAUUUCUGGUACGUCGUUAAGAAAUGCGCCCGCUUCGCAGUGGUCCAGAGCAGACCCAGAACAGAGGAGGACGGAGAGUCCGACUGCAUCGUCGUCGCCAAAACAUCUCUGAGACUCUGCAAGAAAUACUUCAAUAAUGAAUGUUACGAGUGCCAGGAUUUACAUCUGUGCAAAUAUUACGUUUACGGAAACUGCAGAUAUGGAAAAGGAAGGAAGGAGUGUAAAUUCUCCCAUGAUAUCCAGUCACAGCAUAACUAUCCCCUGCUGCGAGAAUGCACACUUCAUGAACUGAACGAGGAUGACCUCUUCCUGCUUCUGCUCCAGAACGACCCUGCGCUACUGCCAGAGGUGUGUGCUCACUAUAAUAAAGGCAUAGGGCUUUAUGGGGCCUGUACCUUUAUGGAGCGCUGCACUAAGGUGCACAUUUGUCAGCACUUUGUGCAAGACGACUGUCUGUUCGGCCCCAAGUGCAAACGGCUGCACAGUAUCGACGAGCAAAGCCGCAGGAUGCUGGAGGAACGUGGUCUCGGCGGUGACAUCAUCCAUGACCUGCCCUACAUCUACCAGAACGUUUAUCGCCUCAACUCACAAACUCUAAGCAGUGAACUGAUCUCUGAUCAAGGCGACAAACCGCCUGCUCAGAUGGAGAAGAAUGAAAUCUGUCUCCACUUCAUACGACGGAAAUGCAAGUUUCAGGACCAGUGCGUUCUUGUCCACUUCAAUCUUCCAUAUAAAUGGGAGGUUAAUGACGAGAAAGGCUGGAGGGAUUUGAGAAACAUGGAGGAAAUAGAAAGAGCCUACUGUGACCCAAAGAAUGAACACAGUCCAGGCUCAAAACCGGUGGAUUUUGGGUCCAUGACUAGGAACCAUAACCCCGUGCGCCGACUCUCAACAGUCUCUUCCGUCUCUAAACCCGCCCACUACAUCCUGACAACAGAGUGGAUUUGGUACUACAAAGGAGAUCAUGAGAACUGGAUAGAGUACGGUCAGCCGGAUGACAAGCAACGUGUGACGUCUGUAACGUCCCGAGAGCUGGAGAAAGCAUUUCAGGAGGAUAACAAUGCAGAGGUUACUGUCCUUAAGGGAAAUAGGCAUUACUAUGUCAGUUUCCAAGACAUGUAUCAAAGAAACCCCAAGCACAACACAAAGAGGAGGGUGCGCAGACGACCACGCUUUGUGUCUAUCAAUGAGGUGGAGGCUAAAGCUACCCAGUGACAUACCCACACACACAAACACACACUGUUUAUGGACAAGAGGACUUACAUUCAAAUUAUGGGUUACUGAUUAGGUUUUGUAUCACUUUUCAAAUCAUAUUUAAGACGUAUUAAUUUUAAGACAUCUUAAAAUAUUCCAUUAUUUUUAACCAAAAUGUACUUGUCUUUGCCAAAAAAACAAACAAAAAAAUAAUGUGGCAACAUUUUUUCAUUUUUUAAGUGCUUCUGAUUUAUUAUAGCUCAAAUAACUGCUCAUACGAGAGAGUCUUUCCUUCAAAUGGACACAUUUAGAGACUGUGACUUUAGCAUCAUUUUUCCUUUAUUUUUUCAUGCCUGUAUUUGUCUGGUGUGCCUUUAGUGAAUGUGGUACCUUUGUGAGGUGAUCAACUCGUGAGGUAUAAACUUGCCCUUUUUUCCAUAUCAUGUAUUCAUCAAUAAACACUCCCUGUUUUUCCUA